This is a messenger RNA of Etheostoma spectabile (orangethroat darter), 1304 nucleotides long. It is a transcript of the gene ubald1a, whose product is annotated as UBA-like domain containing 1a. NCBI's taxonomy places the organism in Eukaryota, Metazoa, Chordata, Actinopteri, Perciformes, Percidae. The record is from RefSeq and is a predicted model, not a curated record. Gene Ontology annotation, molecular function: protein binding. Bases 173 to 658 code for a protein of 161 amino acids. The transcript has 3 exons.
UGCUCCUUCCACUACCGCUCCUACAGUAAAUAUUUGUGUUUGCUCAACCGGCUGUAAUGGUGGACGACUGAGGCAGAGAAACGGAAUACAACUAGAGGGAAGAAAGAGGAAAAACGGUCGAAAGUCUGUUUUAGAGCCAGUCGCCGCCAGCAGGACACGGGCUUCGUCGAAAAUGGAUGAACUCAAACAUCAAGUCAUGAUUAACCAGUUCGUCCUGACGGCGGGUUGUGCGGCAGACCAAGCGAAGCAGCUUUUGCAAGCGGCACAUUGGCAGUUCGAGACUGCCCUCAGUGCCUUUUUUCAAGAAACAAAUAUUCCGUACGGCCAUCAUCAUCAAAUGAUGUGCACCCCAGCCAACACACCAGCGACACCCCCCAACUUCCCGGACGCGUUGACCAUGUUCUCCAGACUGAAGGCGUCCGAGAGCUUCAACAGUGGCAGCGGCGCCAGUUCCAUGGCCGCCUCCAUGGCCACCUCACCCCCCCAGGUCAGCGGCUGGGGGUUCUCACCAAACGUUCCUAAUGUGCCGCAACCUCCACAUGGACUCUGGACUCAGGGGCAGCCCCCCACGCAGCCCUGCCCCUCCUGGCCCACGGGCGUGAACCCCCAUGCAGGUGCUGAGCAGAAGGCUAGUGUCGUGAUGGAGGCUGAGAGAUGAAGGGCAGCAUGGGACUGAAAAGCCCCUGUUUCCACCCCAGGGAGGGAGGGAAACGGGAGGAUAAAUGCGGGGAGGGCGGAAGAUGAUAAUGGGUAGAAAUGGGUUUUGGUCUUUUUCCCAAAAUACGGAUGGAUAUGGAAAUAGACGAAAGCUACGCAAAGAAACCAAGAAAAACUCAAUGUGGACAAUUUAAGAAGAGGAGAAAACCAAUGCAAAUGUCAAUACAAAAAUAGAAGAAGAAAAAAGAUGCACACACACAUAGUAAUAAGAGAGCAACUGAAAUCUUUGUUAGUUUUUCCUAAGUAAAUGUAUAGAAAAGAAAAAUAUUCUUGAACUAAAAAAAAAAAAAAGUUUUUAUUUAAUUCUUUUUUUCUUCUUUUUUUUUUUAAUUGUCACGCCCAAGGAUUGAAUGUGAUGUUCAAGGACAUUCAAGGCAGCAAACUUAAUUUUUCUUUUUUUUUCUUUCAGCCAGUGUUUUUAUUGCCACUGGUGUUCUGUGUUUCUGCAACUGUCUGCGCUGCAUGAGGAGAGAGGAACUUUGCAGUCUUUGAGACAGAUUUAAAAAUCAACACGCACUUGUGUGUGAGUGUGUACGCAUGUGAGCGGUUGGUCAGUGUGUAAUCAAAAAUGUAUACAGACACAUAAA